This is a messenger RNA of Drosophila hydei, 626 nucleotides long. It is a transcript of the gene Grx5, whose product is annotated as glutaredoxin-related protein 5, mitochondrial. NCBI's taxonomy places the organism in Eukaryota, Metazoa, Arthropoda, Insecta, Diptera, Drosophilidae. The coding region runs from base 128 to 619 and encodes 163 amino acids. The record is from RefSeq and is a predicted model, not a curated record. The transcript is spliced from 2 exons.
AAAUUGCGUCAAUGCACAUAUGUUAGAGCUUAUUGCGUUAACAUAACACACAACACAUUAUAAAACAAAAUUAAUUCCUAUUGAUAAAAAGUUGUGCCUGGAAAUACACAUAAAUAUAUAAGCGAAGAUGAACAAAAUUAGCCAAAUCUUAUUGCGGCCAAGCCUGGCCAACAAUUUCGCAACAACAAUGCGUACAAUGCCGGCGCUAGCAACAUUUCCACGCUGGUACAGCGCGGACGCAGCUGCUCCGCCGGCCGCAUUAGAUAAGGAGACACUGGACAAACUGGUGCGCACCAACAAGGUGGUUGUAUUUAUGAAGGGCAACCCACAGGCGCCGCGCUGCGGCUUUAGCAAUGCUGUGGUGCAAAUCAUGCGAAUGCAUGGCGUCCAAUACGACGCACAUGAUGUCCUUCAAAACGAGUCACUGCGUCAAGGCAUCAAGGAGUAUACCGAUUGGCCAACCAUACCACAGGUGUUUAUCAACGGAGAGUUCGUCGGUGGCUGUGAUAUUAUGAUGCAGAUGCAUCAGAGCGGUGACCUAAUCGAGGAGCUCAAAAAGGUGGGAAUCACCUCCGAGCUGCUCAAGGCCGAGGAGGCCAAAGAUUCAACGAAAAAGUAACCAAAAA